AUGUCGGCAACAGAAGCAGAUGGUGUGGCAAAUGCGUUGUCACCAGCAGUUACUCCACUCCCACAACAGGGUGGAUCGCAUCAAAGAUUGGCACAAAGGCGAGCAGAGCAUCACCAGCAACAACACACAGAAAAAGGAAGUAACCAACUUCCGUCAAACAGUCUUUCACAACCGACUAGCAACAUGUCAACUACGCCUCCGUUAUCAGAUCCCAAAAUUUCCCUUCCACCAGAAGAACUGAAGAACAAAUUUGAUGCGAUAGAUUCGCCACCGAUCCACCCUUCAGCCAAAGCUCGGUCUAAGACGUCGUCAGAGUAUGACCCAUUUUCCGGAUUAUCUUUCAAAGUGGGCGUAGCUGAAAACAAGAAUUCAACAUAUAGGUCAAAAAUGGAAGAUGUUCACACGUAUAUCGCAAACUUUGCCGAGCGAGUUGACUGGGGAUACUUUGCUAUUUUUGAUGGCCAUGCAGGCAAAGAGAGUGCUCGUUGGUGUGGAAACAAUUUGCAUUCCUUGCUUGAGCAAGAGAUUGAUUUGGAAUUACAGGAUCAAAACAAUGCCCUUCAAGCAACUAGUAAUUCAGAGGCAAUUGCUGGCGAUUCAAAGCUGGCUCCAGAUGUGCUGAAUCGCUCUGUGGGAAACCUGAAUACGUCAAACUCAACUGGCUCCGCUUCAAGUAUACCGUUGAAAGGCAGAGUGGACAUGAAAGACCAUUUGUACAAAAGCUUUGUUAAGGCCGAUGAAAUGAUUGAAAAGAAUGGCCAGGGAGCAUCUGGAUGUACAGCAGCAGUAGCAGUUCUUCGUUGGGAGAGUGAAACAGAGGAUGAUUGUAUGGUGGAUGCUACCAAUACUGGGAAACAAAACAGCAACGAUGCAAAGACGUUUGACUUUGUGCCCACCAAAAACCACAAGAGAAUGCUUUACACCUCAAAUGUGGGUGACUCCAGAAUAAUAUUGAGCCGAAAUGGCAAGGCCUAUAGGCUAUCAUAUGACCACAAAGCGUCAGAUAAAAAUGAGAUCGACAGAGUUGAAAAUUCAGGCGGAUUGAUUUUGAAAAAUCGGGUGAAUGGGGUGCUAGCUGUGACUAGAUCGUUGGGCGACUCUUAUAUGAAAGACUUGGUCUUAGGAAAGCCAUUCACUACAUCGACACAAAUAAUUAGAGAUGAUGAAUUUAUGAUUAUUGCAUGUGAUGGGGUGUGGGAUGUAAUUAGUGAUACUAAAGCUUGCAAAAUAAUUGCUGAAUGUUUCAAGAAUGGGUUGGACGCACAAGAGGCAUCCAAGAAGUUGUGUCAAUUGGCAAUCGAUGCUUCGACUACUGAUAACGUAACAGUUAUGGUUGUUCAGUUUGACCAAUCCGUUUUCGAUCAAUGA
Lodderomyces margitis is the source of this 1368-nucleotide messenger RNA. It is a transcript of the gene PTC1, whose product is annotated as type 2C protein phosphatase. The record is from RefSeq and is a predicted model, not a curated record. Gene Ontology annotation, biological process: protein dephosphorylation. Gene Ontology annotation, molecular function: cation binding; protein serine/threonine phosphatase activity. NCBI's taxonomy places the organism in Eukaryota, Fungi, Ascomycota, Pichiomycetes, Serinales, Debaryomycetaceae. The transcript has a single exon. The coding region runs from base 1 to 1368 and encodes 455 amino acids.